GAUGUUUUUAUGAUAUUUAUCAGCGAGAUCAAGUGAAAAAAAAAAUCUGUUGAAACAAUUCUCAACGGAUUAGCGUUCAAAUAGUGUCAAAAAGCAGAUUCCAGAAGCUGCGCUUUGUUUGUGAACGGUUGUAAAGUGGCGCGCUACGCAAUCCUUAUCAGCCGACAACUGCAACAACAACAACAACACCAACAGCAUACAAACAACAACAACAGAUAACUGCAAGUGGGUGUGUGUAUGUUUGACAACAAACAUACAACAACAACAAUAUUGCAUAUGCAAGGAAUUUCCGCUUUACAGUAGUAAACGAGAGUUUGUGGGAUAUCCUAGGCGCCAAACAAGCGUGGACAGCUGCCAUUAGUUGUCUGAUAUGAACUUGCAACAGCCUUUGAUGUUUCUACGUCGCAUAUCAGCAUAUAAUUGCACUUUAUUGGUGAUUCAUUUCCUUUACAACUCAAAUAACAACAACAACGAUUGACCUACGGACUUUCUGCACUUUGCAUAAAGCAAUAUACACGAUUGGGUUUUCUUGUUGAUGACGCACUGCCUUUUACGAAUUGGCGCUACUUUUUUUUAGCAAGAAAAAAUCAAACAAGGACUUACAACAUACAACAAACUGCCAAUAAACUAUAAAUUAAGUAACUACGAGUGAAAUAUAUAUCGACAAUUCUACACACAUCAUUACGUCAUUUACGUCAUAAUUAAUGCAACAAAAUGUAUAAGUUGCUAGCCGGUUUAAAAUCCUAUUUGAAAUGGCAGCCCAUUCAGACGGACAAUGCCGUCUUUCGCCUGCACAACUCAUUUACGACCGUUUUGCUGCUCACCUGCAGUAUGAUCAUUACGGCCACACAAUUUGUGGGUCAACCGAUCAGUUGCAUUGUGAGCGGCAUACCGACGCACGUGGUGAAUACGUUCUGUUGGAUUCAUAGCACAUUUACGAUGCCCGACGCAUUCAAGCGACAGGUCGGUCGUGAAGUUGCACAUCCUGGUGUUGCCAAUGAUUUCGACGAUGAGGAUGCCAAGAAAUAUUACACAUACUAUCAAUGGGUCUGCUUCGUACUCUUCUUUCAGGCGAUCGCUUGUUAUACACCAAAGUUCUUGUGGGAUAAGUUCGAAGGUGGACUGAUGCGCAUGAUCGUUAUGGGUCUAAAUCUAACGAUUUGCACGCGUGAGGAAAAGGAGGCAAAGCGUGAUGCGCUACUGGACUAUCUAAUCAAGCAUGUGAAGCGCCACAAACUGUAUGCCUUGCGCUAUUGGGCCUGCGAAGCGCUCUGCUUCAUCAAUAUCGUCAUACAAAUGUAUUUGAUGAAUCGCUUCUUCGACGGUGAAUUCCUCUCAUAUGGCACACGCAUCAUGCAGCUAUCGGACGUGCCACAGGAGCAGCGUAUCGAUCCGAUGGUCUACAUCUUUCCACGUGUCACCAAGUGUAUCUUCCAUAAAUAUGGUGCUUCCGGUUCGCUGCAGAAGCACGAUUCGUUAUGCAUAUUGCCGUUGAAUAUUGUCAACGAGAAGACUUAUGUAUUCAUUUGGUUCUGGUACAUGAUACUGAUGGUGCUGUUGAUCGGCUUGCUGAUCUUCCGUGCCUGCAUCAUUUUCAUGCCCAAAUUCCGACCACGUUUACUCAAUGCACGCAAUCGUAUGUUGCCAAUGGAGAUCUGUCGUUCGCUCUCACGCAAACUGGACAUUGGUGAUUGGUGGCUCAUCUAUAUGUUGGGACGCAAUUUGGAUCCUGCCAUCUACAAGGAAGUUAUGACUGAAUUUGCCAAACAAGUGGAACCGUCAAACACCAAACUCUCGAAACACAUGAAAUAAGGUGUGUGAGGAGUAAGUGUAAUAGAAAAGAAAAGCUAAUUAACAACAAAACUGGCUGAAAUCGAAUAAGCAAGGAAUAAGGAAAAAAAACGACAAUCUAAUGUAGUAGUUCUGUGAUUAAGUAGACAUUUUUCUAAAAUUCCAAUUAAAAAGCUAUAACAAAGUAGAGACAAAUCACGAGAGAAAAGCAAGCUAAUAACAACAAUAACAAAAAAUCAA
Molecule: messenger RNA, 2031 nt
Organism: Zeugodacus cucurbitae (melon fly)
Lineage: Eukaryota; Metazoa; Arthropoda; Insecta; Diptera; Tephritidae
Gene: ogre
Product: innexin inx1
Exons: 6
Coding region: 715-1812 (365 amino acids)
Cellular component (GO): plasma membrane; gap junction
Molecular function (GO): gap junction channel activity
Source: RefSeq, a predicted model, not a curated record